AUGUUCAAUUCGAUCACUUUGGUAGAUUUUAAGAACGAUAUUCCUCCUAGUGAUGAUGAUGAUGAUCUUUACAACAACAACACCUUAUUUUCAAAAUUUAAAGACAAGAUGAGAACUCGAAAGCGGCAUGGAUUUUCAAUGAACUUUAAUCAAGUUCAUAUCAUUCCGAAAAUAUUUGGACCUUCAUCCAUCCAUGAUCCAACGACCAAUAUUUCUGAUGAAGAUGAUGAUUCAGAUCAUGUGGACCAUUCAGAACACUCCUUCCGUGCACCGAGUGAUGUAAAAAUUUCCCACACUCAUCAAGUCAUUAUUGUUUCUGACUAUUCCAAUAUGAAGCUUUACUUUUUUCGAUAUACUGAUAAAACAUUUAUUGGAUCUGUGAAUGUGGAUCAUCCCAUGUACUUGUGUAUUGAAGAGAAAUACAAUGGUUGGAAUGAUGCUUUAAUUUUUGAUGCCAAUUCCAACUUGGGGACAGUAUUCAAGUUUGAUUUGUACAAGAUGCUUCAAACAAUUUUCAAUUCUGAAUUGUCUUUUUCGAGAAAUGAUUUUAUUUGGAAGAAUGGAGAUGCUAGAGAUGCUCGUGGAAUGGCCAUGAUGAGAGAUCUACAUGCAUCAACCAUUGGUGAUCAUCAAUUAUUAUUUGUGUCAGACUUUACAAGUAAUGACAUUUUCUUGAUCAAUUCCAAAACAGGAGUUACCAUACAGAAAUUUCAAGAUCUCAUGAUUGAAUGUCCCUAUGCAAUAGAUGUUUGCAGUGAAAAUCGAAUGGUCAUUAUUAGUGAAUAUACAUCUCCAAGCUCAAUAUACAUGAUGAAAUUGGAACAUACAUUCCAUCAGGGUGCCACUCAAUCAUCACCCAAUUACACCUUAAAGCUCAUUAAGAAGUUUGAUAAAAAAGGAGAUGAUGAAAUACAUGAUUCAUGUCAAGGUCUAGUUUUUGACAAUGUCACACAACACAUUUAUUGUACAGACACCGAAUGUAGAAUUCAAGUGUUUAAUUUACAAGGACAAUGCAUCAAAUCAUUGGAUACAAGAAUGGAUGAAACUUCGGACAAUCCAGAUGGUUUAUGCCUUGAUGAUAAAACAGGAGAAUUAUAUCUAUGUUCCUACUAUGCAGCCUGUAUUCGAAUAUAUAAAUAA
Messenger RNA from Naegleria fowleri, 1140 nucleotides. RefSeq lists its product as uncharacterized. NCBI's taxonomy places the organism in Eukaryota, Heterolobosea, Eutetramitea, Acrasida, Naegleriidae. The record is from RefSeq and is a predicted model, not a curated record. The transcript has a single exon. The coding region runs from base 1 to 1140 and encodes 379 amino acids.